This is a messenger RNA of Punica granatum (pomegranate), 2654 nucleotides long. Lineage: Eukaryota; Viridiplantae; Streptophyta; Magnoliopsida; Myrtales; Lythraceae. The record is from RefSeq and is a predicted model, not a curated record.
AUAACUGUUGACAGUAACUAAAAUAAUAAAUGAGAGUACUAAGAAAUAUUUAAUGCAAUUGCAGUCUGCACGAUAUGUGUAUGCGUGUGCGUGCGUCUAUGUAUGUGAAAACAGUUGAUACACGCAUUUCUUCCGCACCAGUCCAAUGGAGGAACUUUCAGGCUCAGCCGAGCACCAAUAUCUGCUCUCAAGUAAGGACCCAGCUCCUCCAUGUUCGGAAAGCAUUGCUGCCGGUCGCAUAUUGGUGAAAUGGUUCCUCGAGAUGGCGAUGGGUCUGAUCUUUGCUGCCUGGGUGACCUUCAUUUUCCUCUUCCCGGCGCCGCUGGUGACUGAACUCUACUACGAAUGGCGUGCACUUACCAGCGAUACCAUCUUUGGCGGCAAUGGAAGCGCAUUCUUGAUAUUUAGUGGUCCGGUUCUGGCGAUAACAAUUCUUGCCAUAGCACGCCGCAUCGUUAUGUGUUCUCGGGAGGAACAGUUCGCAAAGUAUCCGAGGUUUAGGUUAUCGACAUUCCCUGUCGUGGUGGAUGGACCAUUUGGAGUAGUUUCUGCAGCGGAACUCAUCGGUAUUUGUCUCGUUGUAGCCUACGUUGUGUGGGCGAUAAGUGCCUAUACCUUGGAGGAUCUUAGCGAAUAUUCUAAGUCCCCGUUGCCUCCCAUACUAAAGAGUGCGACCAUGUUGGAAUUUCUCGCGUCUCGUAUAGGAAUUGUUGGAGAGUUUUGCUUGGCAUUUUUGUUCCUCCCGGUUGCUCGUGGAUCAGCUCUUCUUCGACUUGUAGAUAUUCCAUUUGAGCGAGCUGCUAGGUACCAUGUGUGGCUCGGACAUCUUACAAUGCUGCUCUUCACCCUCCAUGGACUGUUAUACGUGAUCGCUUGGGCAAUGCAAGGCACCCUCCUAGAGGAAAUAACUUCUUGGCAAGCUUCUGAUACAUCCAAUUUUGCGGGAGUUAUAGGCCUGUCGGUUGGUCUGCUGAUGUGGGUCACAUCUCUUCCUCCAGUGAGGAAGAUGCAGUUCGAGGUGUUCUUCUACACACACCAGCUCUACAUUGUAUUCGUUAUAUUCUUUGCAAUGCAUGUCGGCGAUUAUUUUUUCACCUUUGCUUGUGGAGCAAUCUUCCUCUUUCUGCUAGAUCGUUUCUUGAGGUUCUGCCAAUCACGAAGAACUGUCAAUGUCAUAUCAGCGACCCGCCUUCCUUGUGGAAUCAUUAAACUGGUCCUCUCGAAGCCAGCAAGCCUGCGGUACAAUGCCUUGAGUUCCAUUUUCCUUCAAAUUCGGGAACUGUCUUGGCUGCAGUGGCAUCCUUUCAGUGUUGCGUCGAGUCCUCUUGAUGGGAAAAAUCAUCUCUCCGUUCUCAUUAAGGUUUCGGGGGAGUGGACAGCCAAACUAGACAGGAAUAUGUUGGAUAAUAAAGAGACUUGUGAUCAAAACGAGACAACUUUCCUACCUCCAAAGAUAACAGCCUCAGUCGAGGGUCCUUACGGUCAUGAGUUUCCUUACCAUUUGUCGUACGAGAACCUUGUUCUGGUGGCAGGAGGAAUCGGAAUUUCACCAUUCUUUGCCAUCUUGAGUGAUAUCCUCCACCGUGUCGGGGAAGGAAAACCGUGUCUAACGAGCAACGUUCUACUCGUUUGGGCCAUCAAAAAGUCCAACGAGCUGCCUCUACUUUCCACCCUUGACAUGGAGUCUAUAUGUGCCUUCUCCCCAGACAAACUAAAUCUUGACAUAGUUAUAUAUAUCACUCAAGAAUCAGCACCUUCACUGGAAGAAGGUAUCAUUAUUGAGAGCGCCGAGAGCUCGCAUGUCUUUCCUGUCUCGAACGGGUGUGGCAUAUCUGUUUUGGCUGGUACAGGGAACAAUAUUUGGUUGGGAUUAUAUGUGAUGUCUUCUAUUGCCGGAUUUAUAGUGUUGAUGACUCUUCUGGAAAUCUUCAACCUAUUGAGUUAUACCGAAACAAAGUCGCGGUACAGAGGGCUUCUUUUCGUGGUGUGCAUGCUUGCAAGCGUGAUUAUAUUCGGAGGCCCUGCCGUGUUUCUAUGGUCCUGCUGGGAGAAACGAACAUCUGCAGUUGAGAAAUCUGAGCAUUGCGAGCAGAACGUACAGACAGCUCCCUUGAUGCCCAGCAAUUUGCCUCAAAGGGAAUCAAUCAGUUCGAGAAGAGUUCUAUACUGCUCAAGGCCGAACUUCCAAGAAAUCUUUGGAUCGGUAUCGGACCAGUGGGGCCACGUUGAUAUUGGCGUAAUUGUGUGUGGUCCUGCAACUCUGGAGACAAGUGUGGCCGGGGAAUGCAGAUCUCGGAACUUAAAGAGAGGAUCAGACAGCCCGAUCUUCCACUUUCAUAGCCACUCUUUCGUUUUAUAGCUGCCAUGAUGCCUUCGAGCAGAUCCGACUUCAUAAAUCGGUAUGUACGGAAGCAUACUGCACAUGUUUACAUGUGACUUACGCUACUUCCCUUAGGAUGUACCGCCCAGUCAGGCCUAGUCAUGUUACCAGUACGUCCUAUUUAUAAUAACUGGGUCAAUGACCCGCACAUUGUUCCCGGUCGAUCUCUGGAGAUUUGAUCAUAUUGAUCAAAAGGGUAAAUUUCAUGUACUCAUCCUCCUAGUAAAACGCCUCCCACCUUAAAAAUAAAUGAUAAUAAACCCCUAGUUUUGAA